GUCGAGUCUCCGUUUCACCCUCCCCAAAUUCCCCUCAAAUCGAUCUCCCCCGCACCCCGAAUCCCCGCGCCCCCGCGUCUGAAUCCGGCGCCCCCCGCCCCGAUCCGUCCGAUCCGCGCCGAAUCGCCGUUGCUCGGGGCGGAACCCUAGCCCGAUCUCCACCUGUUUCCUCGCGAUGGGCGCCGGUCGUGUCUGCCGCGGCGGCCCUUUCUCCGCCUCCCCCGCCGCUGGCGCCGCCGCGGGGCGGCCGUUCCCGCCGCUCACCGCGUCCUCCUCCUCAUCUCCUUCAUCGGCCCCUUCCGAGACAGCGUCCACGUCGGUCACCAAGACGGUGAACGGCUCCCACCACUUCAAGAUCGCGGGCUACUCCCUCUCCAAGGGGAUCGGCGUGGGGAAGUUCAUCGCCUCCGAGUCCUUCAACGUGGGGGGAUUCGACUGGGCGAUCUACUUCUACCCCGACGGGAAGAGCGGCGAGGAUGGCGCUGCCUACGUCUCGCUCUUCAUAGCCCUGGCCAGCGAAGGCACCGAUGUGCGCGCGCUGUUCGAGCUCACGCUCGUCGACCAGAGCGGCAAGGGGCAAGACAAGGUGCAUACCCACUUUGGGAGGUCUCUCGAGAGCGGCCCAUACACCCUCAAGUACCGCGGCAGCAUGUGGGGCUAUAAGCGUUUCUUCAAACGAGUUGCCCUGGAAACAUCAGACUAUCUUAAAGAUGAUUGCCUUUUAGUGAACUGCACCGUUGGUGUUGUUCAAUCACAUACUGAAGGACCAAAGAUAUACACAAUUCCAGUACCACGGUCCAACAUGGCUCUACAUAUUGGUCAGCUAUUGACAAGUGGGAAGAGGACAGACAUUGCAUUUGAAGUUGAUGGAGAGAUGUUUCCUGCCCACAAGGUGAUUCUUUCAGCCCGGUCUCCUGUUUUUAGGGCGCAACUUUUUGGUCCAAUGAAGGAUAAGGACAUGAAGUGUAUAAAGAUUGAAGACAUGGAGGCUCCAGUAUUCAAGGCUUUGCUCCAUUUCAUGUACUGGGAUGAGUUGCCGGAUCUUGAAGAGCUUACUGGUGUAAAUACAACUUGGGUAUCCACCUUGAUGGCUCAACAUUUACUUGCUGCUGCAGACCGUUAUGCAUUGGAGAGAUUAAAGUUGCUCUGUGAACUUAAGCUGUGUGAAGAUGUUGCAAUAAACACAGUGGCAAAUACUUUGGCACUGGCUGAACAGCACCACUGCUAUCAGCUAAAAACUGUUUGCUUAAAAUUUGUGGCUCUGCCUGAGAAUUUGAAAGCUGUCAUGCAAACCGAUGGGUUUGAUUAUUUGCAGCAAAGCUGUCCAUCCCUCCUGACCGAGCUUCUUGAAUAUGUGGCCAAGAUAGGAGAGCACUCCGUGAGCCCCUGCCUGUAUUCAACUGAAGUCCUUGAUGGUGGAGAUGCCAAUGGACGACGCGUGAAACCAAGGAUCUAACGGCUGCCCAGAUGAGCCUAGAAGAGGGAGUUCCUUGUCUUUUUUUUUUGUUGUUGUUGUAAAGUGAUUCCAAUGACGGGCGCCUUCUGUGGUGCCAUAAUCAUGCAUGUUGUAGCGUUGGUUUGUGUGUGUUGUGAUUUCCCCAGCCCCAUUGCUGCUACUGUAGAGGGACUGAUAUACAUCCUACUGACUAGACUGCGUUGCUGCUGCAAAGCAGCUUUUCAUCAUAUGCCAAGGAUGGUCUGGUGCAAAGGUUUGAUCAAUAUGUUCUGCAGAAGUUUUACCUUUCGCUAGGCCAGAUUUGUCGAUUCAUGGUCAUCUGUAUUGACUGUAUUCAAUUGAAAUGAAAUGUAUCCGUUGAAC
Zea mays is the source of this 1819-nucleotide messenger RNA. RefSeq names its product BTB/POZ and MATH domain-containing protein 2. Gene Ontology annotation, biological process: protein ubiquitination. The record is from RefSeq and is marked provisional. Gene Ontology annotation, molecular function: protein binding. NCBI's taxonomy places the organism in Eukaryota, Viridiplantae, Streptophyta, Magnoliopsida, Poales, Poaceae.